ACUGCUAGAUAAAAACACUUGGCUUCCAGCUCCUCUUCAGCUCAGCAAUGCAUUCAGGCCCCCUUCCACUACAGUGUAAGCUUUUCCUCCUUCCCGAGUGGCCAACAACCAGCACAGGUAUUGGGUCUGGUCACCCAGCACUUCCACGUCAUAAUUGUUGCUGUGACUCAGGUAUCUUCCUACUCCCUGGAGAGGUAAUCGAGACAUUUGUUUAAGGAAAUUUAAAGGACUACAAAUAAGGUUACGUAAACCUAGGAAAACAAGCUCUGUGUGGUCAACCUCUUUUCAUCACACCUCCAGAAUCUCUGCCAGUCACCUGGGUCAAGGAAAUUCACAAAUGGCAAAUGAACAAUAUAAGAGAAGAGCAAAGACACUGGGGGCGGUCCAGAUCAUGAUUGGAUUUGCGUGCAUUGGUUCUGGAAUUAUUUUGGCUUUAAUGAACCAUGUUUCUGAAUAUAUUGGGAAUUUUGCCUCCAUGACUUUGAUUGCUGGAUAUCCAUUUUGGAGUGGUGUCUCUUUCAUUAUUUCUGGCUCUAUUUCUAUAUCAGCGUCCCCAACUGACUCCUAUCUUCUGUAUCGAAGCAGCCAAGCAAUGAAUUCGGUUAGUGCUAUCAUUUCUCUUAUUGGACUGGGUCUGCUGGGGCAUGAUGUGUCCAUCAAAGUUGUACUUACUGAAGACUAUGGGGCAGUGGUUUUGGGGAUAGGAAUUUCAGCCAUACUCAUGAUCUUCUCCUUCCUGGAAUUCUUCGUAGCUUUUGUCGUAUUCUAUUUUGUCAUUAAGAGUAACUGAGGUUCAUCCAGCUGUGUAAGCAAACAGCUCCAUGGCACCAGACUAUUCAUCAGCUCCAUCCAGAAAUAAUGGUCUCCAGGCUCAUACCCCGACAAAUGAAAAGAAAAAGAGGUAUCAGUCCAAUUUCACGGGGUAAAACUACUCUGCAGAAACUACUUAAGAAGCUUUUACUGUCCACAAUGAUCACUGAGCUCUAAGACUGAGAAUUGUAAAAUUAAUUCAUCACUGAUGGAAACCCUGUCUCCCUGUCACUGUUUCUUCCUGCGUACCACCAUUACACACAAAGGUGAACGGCCAGAGGAGUGAAAACGGCUCUGCAACUCUCUUAAAGUGACAAAUUAUCUUGUGCAUACUAUCUUUUCCUCAAUAAAAUAUUAUUAAAAA
Tupaia belangeri chinensis (Chinese tree shrew) is the source of this 1174-nucleotide messenger RNA. RefSeq names its product membrane-spanning 4-domains subfamily A member 12-like. The transcript has 8 exons. Gene Ontology annotation, biological process: cell surface receptor signaling pathway. Lineage: Eukaryota; Metazoa; Chordata; Mammalia; Scandentia; Tupaiidae. The record is from RefSeq and is a predicted model, not a curated record. The coding region runs from base 338 to 790 and encodes 150 amino acids. Gene Ontology annotation, cellular component: plasma membrane.